UUUUUUUUCCUGCUCAGACGCGGCUAGUUUAAGUUGCCAUAGCACGGCAGAGCUGAGGGGUUAGCUGCCGCUUAAGAAGCGAAAAACUAACGGCUGUCGUGUAAUGUGUUUAUUUCCUCUGCGUUAUGCAGAGUUUUGUCAUUUUUAACGUGUUUGUCACAAGGCUAAAUGACUUAGCUCACGUUUGGUUAGCCAGCUAACGUUCACAGUAGAUGCCACUUGUUGCUAGCCUGGAGGAGCGUCUCUCAAAACAAUGCCGACCGCUGUGAUUGAUCGGGAAGAGGGCCGUUUGAAGGGCAGUGUGUCGCUGCUCAGGUAGCUUUCUGACUCCACGGUUUGUGAAUUAAUGUAACGAUGACUAAGGUCACAUUUCCGGUAGCUAUGACAACAAUAUUUACCGUUAAUAAAGUUCCAAAGCAGCCCAGUUUGUGCGUUAAUCUGAUUAACGUGACAGUUAUCAGUUAGCGUCUUUUUCAGACGAAGCCCGAGCUGGUGACAAAAUCGUCACAUUUGCACAGUCAGACGUUUUUUUUUGUUUUUGUUUUUUUUCGUGGACCUUCUCAGUCCCAAACACGAUGGAUACAUCCAGUGAGUCGGACACAUACGACAGGACGCGGGGGCGUGAAGCCCACCGCAGACCUGCCCGGGACAGAGGCAGAGCCAGCGGGAGUGGAAGCGAUGGGCGAACAGCAGACAUCUCGGAGAAGAUCAGCACACUGGCGAGCACUUUACAGGACACCAGUAGGAACCUGACCAAAGUAGACCGGAUGCUGGGCCAGUACAGGGACCACACAGAUGAUCAGGCUGAAGCUAUGGCGCUGCUGAGAGAAAACCUGGAGGAGUCGAUCAGUCAGCUGCAGACACAGAGGCUGGGCAGAGCCAAUGGCACUCGGAGUGCUUCAGCUUCGGCCUCGCCCCUCCACACUAGCGACCUGGAAGCUGGCUCGGGAUCAGAUGGCCAGCGUUUCUACCCUACUUCUCCACUGAGGGACUAUACAGGCACUCAAGGAAGAAGAAGGAGGUCUCAGUCUGCCAGUGUUCGCUUCAAGGAUGCUGGCAUGACGGGAGAGGAUAUUCACACUUUACACCAAUCCUUGAGGGAUCUACGUUGUGACCAGCUGAGACUGUCUGAUGACCUGGAUAGAGAAAUCCUCAGGAGAAAUAGGUCUGAUAUUGACACCAGGCGAGCGAUGGAGGGCCUCACAGGCCACAUGACAACUUCCCAAAGACAGUCUUCAGUGUCGUCUCGUGUGGAGCGCCGUCUGCAGGAACUGGAGAGGGAGAUGCACGCUGAGCAAAGUAGCGCGGGUAGAGAGAGAAGGCCAGAUCAGCGGGCGGCCAUGUCUGACGAGCUGCAGGAGACGUCAGCAGGACGCCAAGUUCAAACCCAUGAGCGUGAGGAGGCCAUGACAGGCAGGCUGCUGAAAGCAGAGAGGGAGAAGUUCAAGAUGGAUCAGGAACUGGAGAGAGCUAGACGACUACUACAACAGUCUGAGGAUAGUAGAGAGUCCCUUGUUCAACAGGUGGAGGACAUGCGCGGUGAGCUGCUGAGGACAAAGAAGGAGAAGACUGAGCUUCAGAGAGCUCGGCUGGAGACUUUUCAGCCCAUUGCUCAGCCACAUGGCAGCCACACAGACGGGGAGGAGGGAAGAAGUGGACAGCGAGGGCCAGAUCGUCUGGAGAAAGAAGUGUCAGAGCUGCGAGCCCAGCUGCAAACAGCCUCAGUCCGUAGUGAAGUGGAAGAAUUGAAAAGGGCUCUGGAUCGCAAGGAGAAGGAGAGAAUCCAACUCAGCUUACAGGUGGAGGAAUUGUCUUCAGACCUGGCACGGCGGGAGCAACAGCAGCUACGAAUGCUUGAACAGCUGAGGGAGAUACAGAGUCGAGGGCAAGCAGAGAGGAGGGAGACAGAGGCAUUACUCCAGGAGAGCACGAGGACCAGAGAUGAAUUGAAAACCAGGGCCCAGGAGGCUGUGCGUCAGUGGAGGGCAAAGUGCAGGAGACUGCAGAAGGAGCUGGAGGAAGUGAGGACCCAGACUCAAUUCCAUACCGACAAGGCCUUGCAGGCAGCCAGGGAAAAGGAGAGCUCCCAGGCCCAGCUGAAGGCGCUGAGCCAGCAGACUGAGGCAGCCCGCAGGGAGCUCGCUGAAAUCCUAGGCCGUUUGGCCCAGCGCGAAGAAGAGCUCCGCCGCAAGGACGUGGAGCUGUCCGAGACCCGCCAGCGCCAGUUGUCACUGGAGCAGGAAAUCCAGGAGGUUAGGGAGGCCUCAGCUGCUCUGGAGGAGGCGAUUCGACGUCAGGUCCCUGUCAAGACAAGACUGGAGGAAGAGAACCAGAGGCUGCAAGAGCAAGCUGACACCCAAGCCCGUCUUCGUCAGAGGGACCAGGACACACAAGCCGAGCUCCAGGCUUCCUUAAAGCAGAUGACUUCAGCCAAUGCCCAGCUAGCCCAGCGUUUGACUGAGGAGGAGAGGUCCAAGAAGGAGCUCCAGAAGGGUACCUCAGAGUUACAGGCCAGGCUGACGGCAGUACAGGAGGAGCGGUCAGCUCUGGGGCAGCAGCUGCAGCUCGAGAGAGAGGUGCAUCAGAAAGAGCUGCACAACAUGAAGGCGAUGAUGGAGGACUGCAGGACAAAGAAGGAUCGUGAAGUGCAGGAAAGGCUGAUGCUCUGCCAACAGGAGCGAGAUGAAAUACAGAUGCAUCUGAAGAAGGUGAAGGCAGAUGCAGCGUCAGACAAGGAGCUGUGUGGGGCGCUGCGCAUCAAGUUGGACAGGAUGAAGGAUGAGUGUGAUAAGCUGGCAGCACAGCUGAGCACGAAAGACGAGGCACAUGCGCGUCUCCAAAGAAAAUGCCAGCUACUCAAACAGGAACUGGAUGGCAAAGUCAGAUCAGCUGAGCGGAGACAUGCUUCAGAGUCGGAGCUUGUUAAGCUGGAGGAGAAGGUGUUACGGAUGGAAGCAGAGCAAGAGGCAGUCCUUACCUCCUUAGGUGAGGAACUAGACGCAGCUUGUUGCAGCCUGGCUAGGAACGGUGAAGACAAACUGCAGGCAAUCUCCCAGAAACCCGGAUUAGUGAAAGACCCCCAUCGUUGGCUAGCUGAGACAAAGACCAAGCUACGCUGGCUUUGUGAGGAGGUGCGUGACUGCAGCACCAGAGAACAGCGCCUAAGGAAGCAGCAUCAACAGACCAGGGAUCAGCUUAAGGGGCUCAGGCAGAGCCGGGACUCAGAGCAGACUGCUCUCCUGCAGCGCCUGGACCAACAGGAGAAGCUGCUGCACUCCCUCAGCACUGAAAAGAGAGAGCUGCUGGAGAGGAGUCGAAGGAAGGAGGAAGAAAUGAGGAGCCUUCAGGACCGUGUAUUGGAUCUGGAGAUGAACACAAGAGUAGCCCUGGACCACCUGGAGGCGAUUCCAGAGAAACAGUGUCUCAUGGAGAACUUCAAAGAUUUAGAGGACUCACAACGGCAGAGGGAGAUGGUAGAGCAGCGCUACACCAAAUACAAAGAGAUCGUCUGGGACCUGCAGCACCAGCUGGACGAGUCCAGGCGCAGAAUCCAAGAGUACAGAGAUGAGAAGCUGGACGCCACAUCCAGGAGCCUGAAACUGGCUGCUCUUUCUUCCUCCAUCAAAGGCCCCAGCACAUUUCUUAGCAGCCCAUUGAGAUCUGACACACUGUCUCCUCACAAACGACUGACCAGUUCAGACUUGGAUGACUCGAUGGUCAACGGGGCCAAACCCCUCUCAGAUUAACCCGACCUCAAGUGAACCUUUAUCUGUAUCCCUGCAACUGAAACACACGGUGCUUACAGCCGAUUCUACCUGCCCGCUGCUCAUCCAGAACAAAGAACAACCUGACUGUACCAGGAGGCCUUACACUUAACACUAAUCCUCCUCGACUACCUUGGCCAGGCAAUCACUGAAAGUGCUCAAGAGCAGGAGGGUGAGACCGAGAUUUCACCACAAACUUCAACCAAAACUUUGGAGGAGGAGAAAGAAGUUUGGACACUGUAAAGAAGGAUGUACUGUAAAGUGUUUAGAUGUUAUUUAUAAGAACCUGAAUGUAUUUAAUGGGUUUGAACCAAACUAUUUUCACUGUUACAUUUCCUGCUAUUUGAACUGCUGAACAGCUGAUUUAAAUAUUGUUGUUCCGCUCUGUACUCUUAUUAUAAUGCAUUUGAAAUGAUUUGGUAUAACUCUACUGGUGCCUUUGGAACAAUAUGCAGUUUUGUUUUUAUACCGUCAUCCUGUGUCGUCCUCAUCAUGAUAAUGUGACAAAUCUUUUUAUGUAUUGACUGGUUUUCUUUGACUUUCUAUUUUUUGUUUCAUAUGUUUAUAAUUGUAAAAACAAACAAGCACAAAUAGAUGUCUAUUUUUUAUGAAACGCAAAGGAAGUGUAUGCACUAUGAAUAAAUCCCUCUGCAUCUGAA
This is a messenger RNA of Larimichthys crocea (large yellow croaker), 4423 nucleotides long. It is a transcript of the gene cep128, whose product is annotated as centrosomal protein 128. Lineage: Eukaryota; Metazoa; Chordata; Actinopteri; Sciaenidae. Gene Ontology annotation, cellular component: centriole; spindle pole. The coding region runs from base 576 to 3746 and encodes 1056 amino acids. The transcript has 25 exons. The record is from RefSeq and is a predicted model, not a curated record.